AUGUCAGCCAAAAAGCAAAGUGCAAUCACUUCGUUCUUCACUCGAACUCCAAAAGCUGAAAAUUUGGAGAAAAAUGAGACUGAAAAUCCCAAGAAACCUGCAUCAAAUACACCGCUGAAAAAACGAGUUGUGGAAAAUGUGAAGGAGAAGAAAAAUGGUAAGGAUUUGGGAAUUUCUGGGGAAAAUUUUAGAAAAAUUUGAAUAUUUUAAAUUUCAAGCUAGUGGGAAAAAACACUGCUUAACAUGAAAUUUGAGAAUUUCCAAUAAUUUUCCAACACGACAAAUAUACGUUUCAAAAAUCUUAUUAUUUUUUGAACAUUUUUCUAACAUUACUGGAAAAUCAACGAAAUCAAAUUGCGUUUCUAUAUUUUUAAAUUAAAGACACGUAGAAAACUAGAAAUCGUUCAAAAAUCAUUAUUUGCAUGUGUUUUAUCAUCCUUCAAAUAGUGGAAGUACAUAAAUAAAAUUUAAAAAUAUUGAGUUUAGCGAAAGUCAAAAAAAGAAAUUGCCUUUUUUGAAAUCGCUCAGCCGACGCGAAAUUUGGUGUUUGCACAAAUGUUCGUGAUUUGCCGCACAUGUGUGCAUUCUUAUGGGGUGAUUCAGUCGAAUUAAUCGACGUGAAUUUGUCAAUUAAUUGACAAAAAAUCCGAGUCUUUUAGGGCGAUUAAUUUCACGUUUUUGUCAAAUCUUCACUUUCAUUUCUUGGCAAAAAAUGCGAUUAAUUGCAUAAAAAUUCGAAUUUAUUUGACCUAUAUUUUAAAACGUGACCUAUAUGAGUUGGAAUUAUCAACAAAAAAUUGUCUUCUCUCAAUUUUCUUUCAUUUCGAAAUGAAUCCAAAAAUUAAGCAGUGAAUUUGGGACACGUUUCAAAAUAGAGGUCAAAUAAAUUCUAUUUCAUAUUGAAAUUCCUCAUUUUUGAAUGCAAUUAAUUGCAAAAAAAUAUGGAAUUAAUCGACAAAAACGUGAAAAAAUCGCACAAAAAUGACUCGGAUUUUCUGUCAAUUAAUCGUCAAAAAAACGAAUUGAAUCACCCCAUUAGCAUACCGUACCACCACUUUUUAUUUAUUUUUCCUUUUUCAAACGAACAACACACAACUUUGAAAAAAGACGCGCGUUCAAAUUUUUACGAUUACGAACACACAUUUCUAGUUUUCCACGUGUCUUUAAAAUGUGGUCAUUCUCAGAAAUUAUUGAUUAUGAAAAAAAAUGUGAAAUUUCAAAUACACCUCGGCCAAAAUCGUGGUUUCCAAAAUAAAAAAUUGUACGCUGAAUUUUUACAGUGUUAACUUUUUAGUUUUUGACCUCUAAAUACUGAAAUUCAGAUUUUUUCAAAAUUGUACUCUCGCCAGCCACUGAUUGGGCGAGGUGUGAUUCCAAAUUUUGAGCACCUGAAAAUUCCUAGAGUUCCAGAUUCAAAACAAAUCCUCAAACGAUCCAACUCUCAAACAAUACAAUCAGAAAGUGAUCCAGAUGUAGAAGAAAAAAGCUCAAGUCCUAUUCAAAAACCCGUCCAAAAAACACCAAAACGCUCAAAAGUUCAAUCAGAAAGUGAACCAGACGAAAAGAGUCCAAGCCCAAUCAAAAAAUCGAACCAAAGAACACCAAAACGUCAAAAAGUAGUUCUUUCUUCUUCAAGUUCUGAUGAUGAUUCGGAAAGCGAUGAUGAAGAUUUUGAAUUGGACGAGAAACAUCAGAAAGGCGGAAAAGGGGGAGAAGAUGAGAGUUUCGAUGAAAGUUCGACAGAUACUGGAGAUGAUAGUGAAGAUGAUUCGGAUGUUGAAAUGGGAUCAGAAGAAGAAGAAGGAAGUGGAAGUGAAGAAGAAUCUGAUAUCAGUGAAGUUUCACCAGUCAAUACGCCUGUUUUUAAAAGGGUGAGAACGGGAUUUAAGAGGAAAAUUACCAUUUUAGGUGGAAAAAUUAUGAUUUCUUACCUAAUUUUCUCAAAAUAUAGAUUAGAAAAUCUAGUUUUUGAGGGAGACAGUUGAAAUUUUGGUUGAAAAAUAAGUUUUUUGGCUUGAAAUAUCUGAAUGGAGGAUUUUGAUUCACAAAAUUUUUGAUUUUUACCUCAAUUUCUAGCGAAAAAAUUCAGCUAAGUUUCUUCCCCCAAAAAAUUCAAUUUUUCCAAUUUCAGAAACGCGCGGCCGCCAUUGCUGCACUUCCAAAUCGCCCAAAACCCACAUUGGAUUCUUUGCCACAAAUUGAAAUGGGCUCAGUUUCUCAGAAAAUGGAUGAGAUUUUGAGCAGCAAAAAACGAGCGGAUUCUUCUGCUAAAAAAAUGGAUGAAAAACAGUCAAAACAUGGCCAAGAUGAUGAAGAGGAAGAAAUUGAACGUUUUGAUCAUGAAAGUUUUGAAUUUAUCAAACCUGAAAAAAUUAAAGAUGCUGAAAAAAGAGGUAUAAAUGAUCCGGAUUAUGACCCAAAAACUUUAUGGGUCCCUCCUGGAUUUUUGGAAAAACAAACACCUGGACAUCGACAAUGGUGGCUUAUCAAAUCACAACAUUUUGACACGAUUAUUUUGUUCAAAGUUGGCAAGUUUUAUGAGACUUAUCAUAUGGAUGCGGUUGAAGUUGUGCGAACUUUGAAUAUUGCAUUUAUGCGCGGAAGUUAUGCGCAUGCUGGAUUUCCGGAACAUGCCGCAUCCAAGUUUGCUGAUCAAUUGAUGAGUCAUGGAUAUAAAGUGGCGAGAGUUGAGCAGACUGAAACACCGCAACAAUUAGAGGAAAGAAAUAGUGGAUUGGUGGGAGCGAAAAAGGAUAAAGUUGUCAAAAGGUGGGAGAAGAGAGAAGUGCUGACACUAGAUUCGGGAUAAACCAGGAAACUUGAACGGUUUACGUAAGUGUAAACCACAAGCUUCCGCGAAACGGUCAUGCUCUAAUAAUCCACGUGGCGACAAAUUUUUACCUAGAAAUUUUGAUUUGGUGAUAUUUCAAUGUUCUACUCCAGUAGAUUGUGGUUGAAUUUUAAUCAUAACUUUAAAACCAAAAAAUCCACACCGCUUGUACAUAUUUUCAUUCUAGAUUUAUCCCCCAAAUUUCACAUUUUUCAAAGUCCCAUCUCAUUUUUUUGUGUUUUUUCAGAGAAGUUUGCCGUGUCACAUGCAAUGCGACUCGAACCUACGGAAUUUUGGAUGGAGUUGACUUGGGAAGUUCGACAGAAGCACUUGAUCCAACUGCAAAAUAUUUGCUGGCAAUCAAGGAAGUUCAGGUAAUUAUUUAGCUGGAAAUUGGAAAAUUUAGAAAUUUUUGAAAGGAAAAUUAUGGGAACAAAUCUUUUAAAAAAAUUGAUUUUCCUGAAAACCAAACUCAAUGUUCUCUUCCAGAAUCCUGAAUCCGGAAAAUCAAUGUAUGGUGUUUGUUUGAUUGACACAACAACUGCACUAAUCAAAAUUGGCCAAUUUGAAGACGAUGAUUAUCGAUCGAAUUUGCGAACACUUUUAGCCAACCUAGUGAUUGUUCAAGUUUUGGUCGAGAAAAAUGCGAUUUCAACAAGCACAAAAUCGAUAUUGACGGGAAUUUUGUGCGCGGUUCCAAUUGAAUAUUUGUUGACCAAAAAACAAUUUUUGGGCGCCGAGGAUUUGGUGAAAAUUGUGAGUUUUUGGGAGAGGCUGAAAAUCUGAAAAAACACGCACAAAAAAUUGGAAUAAUUUUUUUAAAGAAAUUUGAAGCAUUUUAAAUUUAUAAAAUUCCAACCAAUAGAUUUUUGGAUUGAAUUUUCUAUAUAGCAUAACAGAAAACAAUUAAAAGAAAUAAAAAUCCGAAAAAUAUUCUUUCAGAUUUCUGGCGAAGAUUAUUAUGGUUCUGAAACCGCUACGUGGCCCGAAGUUUUACAAUCAAUGCUUGAUUCAACAAGUGUUCUUCCAAAACCCUCUUCAAAAUUUGCGUCCGUUUUCUCAGCGUUUGGUGCCAUUUUUUGGUAUCUUCGCGACAGUUUUAUCGAUGUUGAUAUGCUUUCGAUGAGAAAUUUUGAAAAAUAUGAAGUUUUUUGUGGAGAAAAUCAAAAGGAACUCCAAAAACCUGAGGAAUUCACUUGGAAAGAUAAACAUUUGAUCUUGGAUGGAACUGCUGUUGAAAAUCUCAAUAUUGUUCCGAAUUUGCGCGAUUCUCAACAAUCUUCGCUGUUUUAUGUCAUAAAUAAAUGCUCGACGAAUUUUGGGAGAAGAUUAUUAAGAAAUUGGUUGCUCUUACCGAUUUGUGAUCCAAAAAAAUUGCGGGAAAGACAGGAGGCUGUGAGAUUUUUGUGCCAACCCGAAGCGACUAAUUUUGUGGCCACAGCUGGAAGUGUUUUGAAAAAGAUUCCUGAUUUGGAGAGAUUGAUGCAAAAGUAAGAGAAAGAGAGAGGGUUUUUGGGAUUUUUAUCUUAAAAACAAGAGGAGAUUCAGCAAAUUCAACCAUUUUUUUUCAGAAUCCACACAAUUGGCCUAAAAUACCGUGCCGAAAAACACCCAGAUAGUCGAGCUGUUUUCUUCGAUACUCUCAAAACGAAUCAGCGGAAAAUUCAGGAAUUGUUGGCAACAAUUGAUGGAUUCAAAAUGUGCAAUCGAUUGAGAAAAGAAUAUUCGAAUAUUCAACAAGAAGGAGAAGGUUGUGAAUUUUUGGAUGAUUUAUUGGGAAAUGAAAAAGAUAUGAAAGAAGUUGAUGAGAAUAUUGAAUAUUUUGAGGUGAAUAUUUGAAGGGAAUCUGCCAAAAACCGCGUCUUCCUCAACCUCAUUACCUUUUUCCAGAAAAUGUUUGAUCGUUCAAAAGCAACUGAAACUGGCAAAAUUGUACCGAACAAAGGUUGCGAUGAUGAAUAUGAAAAUGCGGUGAAAAAUGUGCAAGAAGCCGAAGCAGAAAUCGAGGAAUAUAGAAGAACUGUCGAAAGAAAAUUCUCGUGCAAAAUAAAAUAUGUUUCAUCGGGAAAACUGAAAUAUCUCCUCGAAAUGCCUGAAAAUAUCAAAGUUCCGUCGAGUUAUGAGCUCAAAACCAGAAGAAAAGGUUUCAUUCGAUAUCUCAAUUCGGAUUUGGAGGGAUUUGUUGAGAAUUUGGACGAGGCUCAGAAAUUGCGAGCAAAACUUGCUGAUGAUGCGACAAGACGGGUUUUCGAGCAGUUUGGUGGCAAAAAUGAGAUUUGGGCAAAGACUUUGGAAAGUGUGGCGAAAUUUGAUGUUUUGGUUGGAUUGGCAUUGUUUUCCAAAUCAUCGCCAUUUAUCAUGUGUAUGCCGGAAUUUGAUUUUGAGCCCGAAACAAAGCCAUUUUUGAUUGUUGAGAAAGGAGUUCAUCCGUGUAUGGCAUUACAGGCGAGAAAUGAGGUGACCGGAACGACGAGUUUUAUUGGUGAGUGCGGAAAAAAUAAGGAGAAAGAGCGAAAUUUAUACAUUUUUGCAAAAAAUGAAUUGUUCAAAAUUUUAGACUGAGUUCUGGUCAAAAAUAUGAUCUACAGUAAGAGUUUUCGUGGCUUGAACCAAAUUAAACAUCAAAAUGUCCCUUUGAGUUUGCUUUUUUCGACUAAAAAUAGUGGUUUUGCUAUCAAAAUGUGCCACUUUGGGCCUGAAGCGAUCUACAGUAAUUUUCGCUCAAAAAUUUUAAAAAUUCAAUUUCAUUUUCAACUAGGGACUGUUAGCCCCCAGGCGUAACCGUCUUCUCAUUUGUUUCAGUUUUUCUGUGAUUAUUUUCAAUUUUCUGUGGGAAAUUGACUCGCAAUUGAAUUCAUUGAAAAUUACAAUCAAAUUUAUAGAAAAUUUUAAUUUUAUUGAUUUGUAAAACAAAAAUUAUUGAUUUGUAAAACUGGAAGAGCUUCCAGAUUUACAAAUUUUUGAACGAAAAAAAAGUUGAUCAAAAAAAUAGUAUUUUUUUGGAGAGUAUUCAAUAAAUGCUCACUAAAUGAAUUGCAAUCAUUUUAAGCCUUAAAUCUUGAAAUUUGGUUCGAAAAUGAUUCAUUUGUAAAACUGGAAGAGCUUCCAGAUUUACAAAUUUUUGAACGAAUUAUUAAAAAGGUAGAAAUCGGGAUUUUGAUAAAAAAGUGGAUUUAAUGCCAAAGAAUUAUCCAUGAAAUUUUACGUUUCAAAACUUGCUUGAUUUUUUUUCACAGCUCACAGUAGAGAUGUUACACAAUAAAUAUCGAUAAAAACUAAAAUUUUCUGAAAAAAUGUUUUCCAUGAAAAUCUCUCUUUUUUUCCAGCCAACAGUACAACAAUGGGAGAUUCGGAGGCGGCUGUGAUGUUAUUGACAGGUCCAAAUAUGGGUGGAAAAUCCACUUUGAUGAGACAAACUGCUGUGCUUUGUGUAUUAGCGCAUAUUGUGAGUUUUUGCGCUGAAAAUCGAUAUUUUUCUUCUCAAUAUCCACCUUAUAAUUAAUUCACUCCAAUUUUUUUAGGGUUCAAUGGUUCCUGCUUCUUCAAUGCGCCUCACACCAAUUGAUCGUAUUUUCACCCGAAUUGGUGCAAAUGAUCGAAUUAUGUGUGGUGAAUCGACGUUUUUCAUUGAAUUGAAAGAAACUGAUGUGAUGUUGAAGAAUGCCACCAAAAAAUCGUUGCUUUUGGUGGAUGAAUUGGGACGUGGAACGAGCACUUUUGAUGGAACUGCAAUUGCUUCAGCUGUUUUGGAAACUAUUUCUGAUGAUUUGGGAUGUCGCACAUUUUUUUCGACACAUUAUCAUUCGAUUUGUAAUCGAUUUUUGACACAUCCAAAUGUUCGAUUGGCGCAUAUGGUAAGGGUUUUUUGGAGAAUCUUUUGAAUACUGUCCUCGAAAAAUACUAUUUUUUUGAUCAACUUUUUUUUCGUUCAAAAAUUUGUAAAUCUGGAAGACCUUCCAGUUUUACAAAAUCCAUCAAUAUCGAGCCAAAUUUCAUGAUUUCAGUCUAAAGUUGAUUGAUUACAUUUUUUCUUGCAGAAAUGCGUUGUCGACGAAGAAAAUGAAGAGGAUCCAACCAUGGAAAAUGUCACAUUUUUAUAUGAAUUGGACUCUGGAAUCUGUCCAAAAUCAUAUGGUUUUUAUGCUGCAAAAUUGGCCGGAAUCAAUGUUGAAGUGGUCCGAAAUGCCUAUGAAGAAUCAAAUAAAUUUGUCUCGAAAAAUCCGAGUUUCAAAAUUCAAAAAUUGAUUGACUCGGCCAAAAAUGAACAAAUCACUGUGAAUGAGUUGCGCCAACUUGUUGAAGCUCUUUAA
Messenger RNA from Caenorhabditis angaria, 7140 nucleotides. NCBI's taxonomy places the organism in Eukaryota, Metazoa, Nematoda, Chromadorea, Rhabditida, Rhabditidae. The record is from the annotation of a GenBank genome assembly.